Brassica napus (rape) is the source of this 924-nucleotide messenger RNA. RefSeq lists its product as uncharacterized. The record is from RefSeq and is a predicted model, not a curated record. NCBI's taxonomy places the organism in Eukaryota, Viridiplantae, Streptophyta, Magnoliopsida, Brassicales, Brassicaceae. Bases 1 to 924 code for a protein of 307 amino acids. The transcript has a single exon.
AUGGAAAAGCUUUGUCUUCCAACCUUCGACGGUGUAUCCGACCCUUCUGCUCACGUCACAUCCUUCAAUAUCGCGAUGCGACGCGCGAACCUCGCUGUCGAGGAAAAAUACGCCGGCUUUUGUCAAUUUUUCGUCGAAACCCAAGAAGGCAUCGCUCUUAACUGGUUCACCGGUCUUCAGGAGAACUCCGUUGAUAGUUUUCACGACCUCUCGACGGAUUUCCUCAAAAAUUACAUCAUGUUCACUCGACAAGAAGCCACCGCCACAGAUCUUUGGAAUCUCAACCACGCAAACGGGCAGAGCUUGAGAGAUUUUAUGGAAAAGUUCAAAUCCAUUGUCUCGAAAGUCGACGUACCAGACCAUAUAGCUGUGGAGUCGUUGAUGAACACCCUCCACAUUAAGUCACCAUUUCGGGCUGAUCUUUACCGACACCAGACGAGAUCAGUACCGGAUGCCAUCGCUCGAUCCAAUAACUUCAUUCGAAUGGAGGAGGAUACUAGGGCCAAGGCGGCUAAAGAAGCAGCAGGGAAACAGACUCCCGCCCGGACGAACGACGCUCGUCAAGAACCGCGCCAACAUUCCACAAGUGGCAAGCCUAACCAGAAGAAGGGCUACAUGAAUGCUAUAGACGACGGCGAACCAUCGGGUUCCGCCGCAAUGGCGCGAGAGAAGGGGUGGAAUCAUUGGGAUCGAGAUACCAGCCAGCCAAAGUCUAGUUCCCCCGAACCAACAAGCUCGAACGCCGUCGAGCCGAGUAAAUGGUGUUCCUAUCAUGAGGUCAAAUCACAUGAUACGAAGGAUUGCAAAGUCUUAUACGGACACUUCCUCAAAUCCAUCGAAAGCGGGAAGCAGUUAGUAUACGAAGAAACGGUACAAGUUAACGAAGAUGUUCUACCAAGCAAAGUGUUCCAUAAGACACGGUAG